CCCUGCCUCUGAGGGGCACCUUUCGCUUCCCACCCACUAUCCCGUCCAUACAACCAAACCACAUCCCACCGCUCGCUCGCCCUCUCUCGCACUCCCCGAGCCUCGAGUCUUGAGAGCCUCAUCCUUCGCAGAGCCGCGCGCCGUCCACUAACCUCUUUGCCGUAGAAGCUGCGGAGCUUCGCCGAUGUGAUUAGACGUCCCGGUCUCCCCCCUCCCGACUCUCUGACCCCUCCGCGACGCUCUCACACAUCCUAUUCAUCUCCGUCUCCGCCGUCCGCCGUCCGCCGCCCACCAUGUCGUGGCAACCCGCCCCGGAGUCGCUGCAGCAGCUUGCUUCAUGCCUCAAGGACUCACUCAGUGGCUUCGACAAGAAUGCCCAGAAGCAGGCCGACCACAUGCUCCAGCAGGCCAAGAACUCGCCCGACGUCAACAACUACCUCGCCUACCUCUUCUCGAGCUCUCAGCCCCCCGAUGGCCUCCAAUUCACUGAGCAAGACUUCCACCUCGUGCGCUCUGCCGCCGGCAUCAUGCUGAAGAACAAUGUCCGCUCCGACUGGAAAACCAUCCCCGACACCAGCCUGCAACUCAUCAAGCUUGCCGUCCCCAUGUGCUUGCAGGACAAGAACUCUCAGAUCCGAAACUUCGCCGGAAACAUUGCGACAGAGGUCAUCCGCCGUGGCGGUUUGCUGGGCUGGCCCGAGCUGCUUCCCCAGCUUCUUGACCUCAUCUCCAACUCCAGCGGCCAUGUCUCCAACGAGGCACAGGAGGGCGCCAUGUCCGCCAUGGCCAAGAUCUGCGAAGACAACUUCCGCAUGCUGACCAAGGAGGUCAAUGGCCAGCGACCCUUGAAUUACGUUCUACCCCAGCUCAUUGCUGCCACCAAGAACCCCCUGCCCAAGGUCCGAGCCGGUGCCUUGACGGCCAUCAACGUCUUCACCCCCCGUGAGUCGCAGGCCAUGCUCAACUCCAUCGACGACCUCCUCCAGCACCUCUUUAUCCUGGCCAGUGACGACAACACCGAUGUGCGCCGCCAAGUCUGCCGUGCCUUUGUCCAGCUUGUCGAGACCCGUCCCGAUAAGCUGCUGCCGCACACCACUGGUCUCGUCGACUACAUCAUCAGCCAGCAAAAGUCUGAUGAUGAGGACCUGGCCUGUGAGGCCGCCGAGUUCUGGCUCGCUGUUGGCGAGCACGAAAACCUCUGGGCCGACCUGAAGCCCCACCUAGGCAAAAUCAUUCCCGUCCUACUUGAGUGUAUGGUCUACAGCGGGGAGGACAUUGCCCUGCUUGGAGGUCAGUCCGACGAUGAGGAAGAGGAAGAUCGUGAGGAGGAUAUCAGACCUGCCUUUGCCAAGAAGGCUGCAGCACGGACUGCCAACGGCGAAAACUCGGCAUCGGCCGACCCCAACGAGAACGGCAAUGCCUUCGAGAAGCUGGCCAGCAUGGACGAGGACUUGGAGGAGGGAGAGCUCGACGACUAUGAUGACGGUGACGAUUCCAACCCUGACGAGAGAUGGACCAUUCGCAAGUGCUCCGCUGCUGCCCUCGACGUCUUCGCCCGCGAUUUCCGGGACCCUGUCUUCGAGGCCAUCUUCCCCUACCUUUCGCAGAACCUGAAGCAUCAAGAGUGGCCUUACCGAGAGGCGGCUGUGCUCGCAUUGGGAGCUGUGGCUGAGGGCUGUAUGGAUGUCGUCAAGCCUCACCUGCCCGAGCUCGUACCAUACCUCAUCUCCCUACUGGAGGACCAGGAGCCCGUUGUGCGCCAGAUUACCUGCUGGACUCUCGGCCGUUACUCGUCCUGGGCCGCUAACCUGCAGGACCAGCAGAAGGACCAGUUCUUCGUCCCCAUGAUGGACGGUAUUCUCCAAAAGAUGCUGGACAAGAACAAGAAGGUUCAGGAGGCUGGCGCCUCGGCGUUUGCCAACCUCGAAGACAAGGCGGGCAAGAUCCUGGAGCCAUACUGUGGGCCUAUUAUUUCUCAGUAUGUCCGAUGCUUCGCCAAGUACAAGGAUCGCAACAUGUACAUUUUGUACGACUGCAUCCAGACCCUUGCUGAGCAUAUUGGACCCGUCCUGGCGCGACCCGACUUGGCCAACCAGUUGAUGCCCGCCUUGAUCGAUCGAUACAACAAGGUCUCAGAUCAGUCACGCGAGCUCUUUCCCCUGCUCGAGUGUCUGUCUUAUGUGGCUAUGGCUAUGCACGAUGCUUUCGCCCCGUAUGCCGAGCCGAUCUUCUUGCGAUGCGUCAACAUCAUUCACGUCAACCUCGAGCAGAGCAUGGCCUAUGCCAGCAACCCAGCUCUGGAACAGCCUGACAAAGACUUCCUCGUCACUAGCCUGGACCUUCUUAGCGCGAUUAUCCAGGCCCUGGAUGACGAUAAGUCUGCAGCCCUCGUCAAGAGCUCGCAGCAGUCAUUCUUCGAACUCCUUGGUUUGUGCAUGGAGGACCCCGCCGAUGAGGUCCGCCAGUCGGCGUACGCCUUGCUCGGUGACUGCGCCAAGUAUGUUUACCCUCUGCUACAACAGUACCUCCCUACUAUCUUCCCUAUCAUGCUGAAGCAGCUCGAUAUGGACACUGUUCUGGAUGAGGAGAUCGACAGUGGGUUUGGCGUCGUUAACAACGCGUGCUGGUCUGCCGGCGAGAUUUCCAUGCAGCACAAGUCGGGAAUGUCACAUUGGGUCCCUGAGCUCCUUCAGAGAUUUAUCGAGAUCAUGACCAACCCCCGUGUGCCCAAGGCGCUCAACGAGAACGCCGCCAUGGCCCUCGGACGUUUGGGACUGGACAACUCGGAACAACUUGCACCUGCACUUGGCACGUUUGCCGAGGAAUGGUUGAACUCGAUGGAAGAGGUUGAGCCUACCGAGGAGAAGGCCACGGCAUUCAAGGGAUUCUCGAUGAUUGUCGGCCGUAAUCCCCAGGCCAUGGAGAAGGUUCUUCUCCAAUACUUCGCGGCCAUUGCUCGGUAUCGCGAUAUCAACCUCAACAGCCCCAUCAAGCAAGAGCUGCAUGACGUUUUCCAGAACGUUCUCUCUGCUUACAAGCAGAUGAUCCCCCAGUUCGGCGACUUCCUAGGACAGUUGCAAGCAAAGGAUCGACAAGCCCUGGAAGCCCACUACACUCUAUAGGUACAGUAGUUGGUGGCGCAUCUUUGGGUCCAACACAUUACAUUGGUAUCUUGACGGC
Molecule: messenger RNA, 3180 nt
Organism: Ilyonectria robusta
Lineage: Eukaryota; Fungi; Ascomycota; Sordariomycetes; Hypocreales; Nectriaceae
Product: armadillo-type protein
Exons: 3
Coding region: 294-3122 (942 amino acids)
Biological process (GO): protein import into nucleus
Cellular component (GO): cytoplasm; nucleus
Molecular function (GO): nuclear import signal receptor activity; small GTPase binding
Source: RefSeq, a predicted model, not a curated record